Messenger RNA from Momordica charantia (bitter melon), 1092 nucleotides. RefSeq names its product classical AGP protein. Lineage: Eukaryota; Viridiplantae; Streptophyta; Magnoliopsida; Cucurbitales; Cucurbitaceae. Gene Ontology annotation, biological process: positive regulation of DNA-templated transcription. The record is from RefSeq and is a predicted model, not a curated record. Gene Ontology annotation, cellular component: nucleus. Gene Ontology annotation, molecular function: chromatin DNA binding; transcription coactivator activity.
UUGAUCACUGGGUUUGCCGUAUUUGUAACCGGCCCAGAGUUUAUCCAAUUUUCUUCGAGAAGAACUUCGUUCCCGCAAAAAUCCACCAUUCCGGAAGGUUCUGCCUGUUGCAAGGAAUUGGUCCAGAAGGUCGUGGAAGUUGGCAGAGGGCUGAGUUUUAAUCUCGCGUCUUCGUAGGCCGGGGCUCACUUCCGAACUUCCAUGGCUCUCAACCCUAAUCUAUUUCCAAAUGGGAUGCCCGUUCCCUUCACGAACGAGCUUUUCGUAUUGGCUAGAGAUGGCGUCGAAUUCGAGGUUGAUAAGAUCCCCGGGGCUAAUAGUGGUCGUGUUAAAGCAAAAGGGACUAUUUAUUUGUCAAAUGUGCGCAUGGUCUUUGUAGCAAGUAAACCAGAUGCAAGCUUUAUUGCAUUUGACAUGCCUUUGCUUUUUGUUCACGAUGAGAAAUUUAACCAGCCAAUAUUUCACUGCAACAAUAUCUCUGGAUUUGUCGAGCCUGUGGUGCCUGAAGACCAACACAGGGCUCUCUACUCGACACACUCGUUUAAGAUUUUGUUCAAGGAAGGGGGAUGUGGUACCUUUGUGCCACUCUUCUUCAAUUUGCUGUCUUCAGUCAGGCAAUAUAGUCAACACAUGAAUGCAGGUCCCCGUGUCGACCCGUUGCAGGCAGCGCAAACUCCUGUUGAUGAAAUGAUGAGACAUGCAUACGUCGACCCUAACGAUCCGACCAGGAUCUUCUUACAGCAGCCAACGACGGAGUCCCAGUUAAGGAGGCGCACAUACCAGUCCCAACCAGCUGAAAAUGCUCUGUGAAGUUAGUUGUUGACGAUGAAACGAAUGAACGAACAGUUGUAUAGUUGAAAGAUGGGUGGUUGAGUUUAAAGUUAAGAGUUAGACCCAAUUGUCAUCUACUAAAGUUCAACUCAACUCCUUCAGUCUGUUAUAUUGGCUGUUGCUGGACGAUAGCAUUGACAUAAAAUAAAAUAAUAGAAUGAAUUAUAUGAUGGUGUUGUGAUUAUAAGGCUGUAAUGGUCUCUACUUCUACUUAAAUGUAAUGAUUAAGUACUCAUGUUUUUUCAAAUUCAAUUUAGGCUG